AUGGUGGCGGCCGCGUCAAAGACGCGCUCGAGCCGCACGGCCGACCCGUCACCAGGUACGCGCGGCCACGUCGGCGGCGUAGCGGGCGUCGCGCAUCAGGCGGGCCUGCAGCGCGCCGCCGCCGCCGCCGCCACCGCCGUCCAGCUCAGCGGCGCCGGACCGACAGAGCGACUCGCGGUGGUCGUGGGAACACUGCGGCUCCGGGUAGAGGGUUGCCGUGCGGGCGGUCUCUGCAUCGUUGCCGCCGAGGGAGGGGAGGGCGCGAACUUGGACUGCGGGCGCAGCUUGUCGGCGACGGCGGGGCACAACAUGCCCGGGGCAUUGGAGGCCGGGACGGCCUAG
Gaeumannomyces tritici R3-111a-1 is the source of this 342-nucleotide messenger RNA. RefSeq lists its product as hypothetical. NCBI's taxonomy places the organism in Eukaryota, Fungi, Ascomycota, Sordariomycetes, Magnaporthales, Magnaporthaceae. The record is from RefSeq and is a predicted model, not a curated record. The transcript has 2 exons. Bases 1 to 342 code for a protein of 113 amino acids.